GGCCGAAGGAGUCGAUAUCGCAAGUGGACUGUCAGCGCGCGGCCGCCAGGGAACAUGAGGGAUGACCAAAGGGCUGGGGGAAUGAUGCCAGUCUGCUAGAUGGCAGACAAGACAGCAUACAAACCCUGCACCAUAGAUUCGUUUUAUCUUAAUACAGAACCGAGCAGGAAAGACCCGUCUUGCCAAAUGGUAUAUGAAUUUUGAUGAUGAUGAGAAACAGAAACUGAUUGAAGAAGUUCAUGCUGUAGUCACAGUGCGAGAUGCAAAACACACAAAUUUUGUGGAGUUCCGCAACUUCAAGAUUGUUUACCGGAGGUAUGCAGGAUUAUAUUUCUGCAUAUGUGUUGACAUAGCAGACAACAACUUGGCAUAUCUUGAGGCAAUUCAUAACUUUGUUGAAGUUCUGAAUGAAUACUUCCACAAUGUUUGUGAACUCGAUCUUGUAUUUAACUUUUAUAAGGCUUACAGUGUUGUAGAUGAAAUGUUCCUGGCUGGUGAAAUACGAGAAACAAGCCAGACUAAGGUGUUGAAGCAGCUACUCAUGUUGAAUUCAUUAGAGUAAGGUAUACACUCUGCAGUUAUGGAAUCAUAAGAAAGACCUUUAAAGGAAAAUUUUGUUCAGAGAAGGGAAAAAACAAUAAAGUGUCUUGUUGCUUUCUAGGAUUUCUUAGCUUUUUAACACAAUGCAAGAUUAAGCUGCAAGUUCCAGUGAAUAUGUAAUUAGAUUGUACCGUAAAUAAAAUAUGUACAACUAUGUAUCAUGAAAAUGCAAAGUCAAGUGGUAAAUAAGAUAUAUAUGACUGUAUGUGUUAUCUUCAUUUAAGAUUUUUUUUUUUCAAAGUAAUCCUAUGUUAUAUGUACUUCCUGCAUGCUGAAUCCUGAUGGUACAAGAAGAGUAUUAUUUUUCUUUUGUAUACUCUAAUAUGACCAAUAAAUAUUGAGAACAUUC
This is a messenger RNA of Penaeus chinensis, 949 nucleotides long. RefSeq names its product AP-2 complex subunit sigma (gene AP-2sigma). Gene Ontology annotation, biological process: intracellular protein transport; clathrin-dependent endocytosis. Bases 194 to 562 code for a protein of 122 amino acids. Lineage: Eukaryota; Metazoa; Arthropoda; Malacostraca; Decapoda; Penaeidae. Gene Ontology annotation, cellular component: AP-2 adaptor complex; membrane coat; intracellular membrane-bounded organelle. The record is from RefSeq and is a predicted model, not a curated record. The transcript has 5 exons. Gene Ontology annotation, molecular function: clathrin-cargo adaptor activity.